This is a messenger RNA of Diabrotica virgifera virgifera (western corn rootworm), 1451 nucleotides long. RefSeq lists its product as uncharacterized. Lineage: Eukaryota; Metazoa; Arthropoda; Insecta; Coleoptera; Chrysomelidae. Gene Ontology annotation, cellular component: nucleus. Gene Ontology annotation, biological process: miRNA processing. The record is from RefSeq and is a predicted model, not a curated record. Bases 127 to 1401 code for a protein of 424 amino acids. The transcript has 4 exons. Gene Ontology annotation, molecular function: mRNA binding; protein binding.
UUUGCCAUUGUUGUCAUUAACGUUAAGUACUGUUUGUAUCUAAUUCAUAUUACUUAUUAAAAAUUUAAUAUUAUGUGUAUAAUACUUAUAUAAAGGACUAAUAUAAUAAACAGUUCGGAUAUCAAUAUGAGUUCGCACAGGAAAAAGAAAGAUACUGAAUCUUCUAGUGCUAGUGACUCUUCCAAGUAUUCCUCAUCUUCUGAAGAAUCAACUAAGAAAUACAAGAGUAAAAAACAUAAGCACCACUCAGAUAGUGAUGAUAGUGAUAGUGACCACAUAUCUAAGAAGAGGUAUCAAGAUUCUUCAGAUGAUUCAGAUGCUCAUAAAACAAGUUCUAAAAAAUCCACAAAUAAGACAAGGAGAGAAGGAGACUCUAACUUAAGGAAAGAAGAAUCUAGUAGUAAACAGAACUGGGACAAAAAAGAGUCUCAUUCAAAGGAUAAAUAUGAAAGGAAGGUAUAUGAUAGCAAGGAAAAACAAAAUCAGAAUCGAAGGGAUGCUAGGGAUUAUAACAGAGAUAAAUAUGAUAGUAAAAGUUAUAAUAGAGAUAGAUAUGAUGAUAGAGAUAAAUACGAUGAUAGAGAUAAAUACGAUGAUAGAGAUAGAUACGAUGAUAGAGACAAGUCUCGUUAUAAAGAUAGGUAUGAUCACAAAGGUACGCAGGGCUCUAGGAGUCGAAGUGAGGAACGAGAAAAGAGUAAGCAAUUUGACAAUAGAAGAGAUCAAGGAAAUGACAGGAACAAAAGGAGAGAAGGUUUUAGACGCAGACGAAGUAGCUCUUUUGACCAUGCCAAUGCCAGAUGGGGCAAACCCGAAGAUGACUCCAAACAGAAAAAAGAACCCCAACAGAAAGACAAGCCGAACUUCGGCUUAUCUGGAAAACUUACAGAAGAAACUAAUACCUAUAAAGGCGUAGUGAUUAAAUACAGUGAACCACCAGAGGCAAGGAAGCCAAGGAGAAGAUGGCGGUUAUAUCCUUUUAAGGGGGAAAAAGCAUUACAAGUGUUGUACAUUCAUAGAGAGAGUGCAUAUCUUAUUGGCAGAGAAAGAAAAGUUGUGGAUUUACCCGUUGAUCAUCCAUCGUGUUCCAAGCAGCAUGCAGCUCUUCAGUAUCGAUUAGUGCCUUUCACUAGGGAAAAUGGAAGUUCAGGAAAGAGAGUAAGACCCUAUUUAAUUGAUCUAGAAUCAGCCAAUGGAACUUUCAUAAAUAAUAAAAAAAUGGACCCAAAAAAAUACUACGAACUUUUCGAAAAAGAUGUCAUAAAAUUUGGCUUCAGUUCAAGAGAAUACGUUCUUCUACAUGAAAAUAGUAAAGAAGAUGCACUAGAUGAUGACGUAAAAAUGGAAGAGGAAGAUCAGAAAGAUGUGAAGGUUAAAAAAGAAGUUAAGACAGAACCUUAAAAUAUUUAUUUGUAAUUACUGGUUAGUAUAUAGUAAAUGUUUUUAACAUA